AUGCGUUACGAGCUACUUUCUGGGCACACGAAAUGCAUCUCCGAGGAGAUUCACGCCAACGCCAUGUCCGUCGGCAAAUACAGCAUCGUAAACCCUAACGAACAUCAUCCCCUCCCGGCUUCCAACAAAGUCACCGUCAGGGUGACAUCGCCGCAAGGAACGGCUUACCACGAGGCGGACGGAGUGGAAUCGGGGCAGUUCUCGUUGACGGCGAUUGAAACAGGAGAUUACGUUGCUUGCUUCUCCGCCGUCGAUCACCAACCGGAGACGUUGCUGGUCAUUGACUUUGAUUGGAGGACGGGCAUUCAUACCAAGGACUGGUCCAAUGUGGCCAAGAAGAGCCAAGUCGAAAUGAUGGAGUUUGAAGUUAAGAAGCUAUUCGAAACUGUGACUUCCAUCCAUGAUGAGAUGUUUUAUCUCCGAGACAGGGAAGAAGAAAUGCACGAACUGAACAUAUCGACAAAUUCUAAGAUGGCAUGGUUAAGCUUUUUGUCGCUAGCGGUAUGUUUAUCGGUCGCAGGUCUUCAGUUUUGGCACUUGAAGACUUUCUUCGAGAAGAAGAAGCUCAUCUAA
Molecule: messenger RNA, 573 nt
Organism: Thlaspi arvense
Lineage: Eukaryota; Viridiplantae; Streptophyta; Magnoliopsida; Brassicales; Brassicaceae
Source: the annotation of a GenBank genome assembly